AUGGGCGGGUUGAAAGAGGACAUAGCAUUUGAUCCUCCAUGCCAUCCGCGAGCAUGCGCCAUUCAAGCAUGUUUGACCAGGAACUCCUACCAAGAGGAAAAGUGCCAGGCUCAGAUCAACGCACUGUAUGAGUGCUGCAAUCUGUUCUACAGGGAACACGGGGAGGAUGCAAAGACCCCAAGUUGUCCUAAACCGAAUUUACUGAGGCUGCGAAUGAAGCAGCGCGGACAAGAAGCCUAG
Messenger RNA from Aspergillus calidoustus, 240 nucleotides. Lineage: Eukaryota; Fungi; Ascomycota; Eurotiomycetes; Eurotiales; Aspergillaceae. The record is from the annotation of a GenBank genome assembly.